AUGUGCGUUGAUUAUCGAGAUUUGAACCGUGCGAGUCCAAAAGACAAUUUCCCACUGCCUCACAUUGACACAUUAGUGGAUAAUACAGCCAGAUUCUCACUAUUUUCAUUUAUGGACGGCUUCUCGGGAUAUAAUCAGAUCAAGAUGGCACCUGAAGAUAUGGAAAAAACCACAUUUAUCACAUUAUGGGGGACAUUUUGCUAUAAGGUGAUGUCUUUCGGACUCAAGAAUGCCGGAGCAACUUAUCAAAGGGCCAUGGUGGCGCUUUUUCAUGAUAUGAUGCACAAAGAAAUUGAGGUCUAUGUAGAUGAUAUGAUCGCCAAGUCCGAGUCAGAAGCAGAGCACAUCCUCAACCUGAAGAAAUUGUUCGAGAGAUUGAGGAAGUUCAAGCUUAAGCUAAACCCGGCUAAAUGCACAUUCGGUGUGAAAUCUGGAAAGUUGCUGGGUUUCAUUGUCAGUCAAAAGGGGAUUGAGGUUGAUCCUGACAAGAUGCGCGCGAUAAUCGAAAUGCCUACUCCUAACACGGAGAAAGAGGUGCGAGGUUUCUUGGGCAGACUGAACUACAUUGCUAGGUUCAUCUCCCAGUUGACUUCCACCUGUGAACCAAUAUUCAAGCUAUUGCGUAAAAAUCAGGCCGUCAAGUGGAAUGAAGACUGUCAGGCUGCUUUCGACAAAAUUAAACAAUAUCUACAAGAUCCUCCAGUCUUACGGCCACCGAGACCAGGGAGACCACUAAUUCUGUAUUUGACUGUACUGGACGAGUCAAUGGGUUGCGUGUUAGGUCAGCAUGAUGAAACUGGAAAGAAAGAGCACGCCAUAUACUACCUGAGCAAGAAGUUCACAGAAUGCGAACGACGAUACUCAUUUUUGGAGCGAACCUGUUGCGCAUUGGCAUGGGCCGCCCAUCGUCUAAGGCAAUACAUGUUGAGUCAUUCUACCUGGUUGAUAUCCAAGAUGGAUCCCAUCAAGUAUAUUUUUGAAAAACCCGCUUUGACUGGAAGGAUAGCCCGGUGGCAGAUGCUACUGUCAGAAUACGACAUUAUAUAUGUCACACAGAAAUCUUUCAAGGGUAGCGCUCUGGCUGAAUAUCUGGCUCAACAACCUAUUAGCGAUUACCAGUCAAUGCAGCCUGAAUUCCCCGACGAAGAUAUCAUGGCCUUAUUUGAAGGUGAUCAGGAAGAGCAAAAUGGAAAGACAUGGACGUUGUUAUUCGAUGGAGCUUCUAACAUCAUGGGACAUGGUAUAGGGGCAAUACUGAUAUCUCCAGAGAAUCAAUACAUUCCAAUGACCGCAAGAUUGUGUUUUAAUUGCACGAAUAAUAUCGCUGAAUAUGAAGCUUGCGCUAUGGGCAUCCGAGCUGCAAUUGAAUUGAAGGCAAAAUUUUUGAAUGUGUACGGAGAUUCAGCAUUGGUUAUCCAUCAAUUAAAGGGGGAAUGGGAGACUAGGGAUCCGAAGUUGAUUCCCUACAGAGCUUACAUCAUGGAGUUGGUGGAGUAUUUUGAUUCCAUUGAAUUUCAACACAUCCCACGAGAAGAUAACCAGUUGGCGGAUGCCUUAGCUACUUUGUCAUCGAUGUUCGAGAUUAAUCAAGAUGGGGUAUUGCCAAUGAUCCAAAUGAAGAGCCACGAAGAGCCAGCAUAUUGUCGCUUCAUUGAAGAAAAAUUAGAUGGUAGGCCUUGGUAUUUUGAUAUCAAACACUAUUUAAAAACCAGGGAAUACCCCGAAGAAGCAUCUGAGAAUGAUAAAAGGACAUUGAGAAGGUUAGCUGCAAGUUUUAUCUUAAGUGGGGAUGUGUUGUACAAGAGAAACCACGACAUGGUUCUCCUUCGAUGCGUGGACGCAAAAGAGGCCAAGUCAAUAUUGGAGGAAGUUCAUGGAGGUACCUUCGGCACACACAUGAAUGGGCACUCAAUGGCCAGGAAGAUCUUGAGGGCUGGUUACUUUUGGUUGACCAUGGAGAGUGAUUGUUGCAUGCACGUGAGGAAGUGUGAGAAGUGUCAGAAAUAUGCGGACAAUAUCAAUAUGGCGCCCACUACUUUAAACGUAAUGUCUGCACCAUGGCCAUUUUCAAUGUGGGGGAUAGAUGUUAUUGGAGCCAUAGAGCCAAAAGCCUCGAACGGACAUCGCUUCAUACUGGUUGCAAUUGAUUACUUCACUAAAUGGGUAGAAGCUGCUUCUUACGCCAAUGUGACAAGAAAAGUUGUGACUAAAUUCAUAAAAAGAGAGUUGAUUUGCAGGUACGGAUUGCCCAACAAGAUAAUCACCGAUAACGCCACCAACCUGAACAAUCAAAUGAUGACUGAAUUGUGUGAAGGAUUUAAAAUCCAACAUCAUAAUUCUUCUCCCUAUCGUCCAAAAAUGAAUGGGGCAGUCGAGGCUGCUAAUAAGAACAUCAAGAAAAUCGUACAGAAAAUGGUGGUUACGUAUAAAGAUUGGCACGAGAUGCUUCCUUUCGCUUUGCAUGGGUAUCGUACUUCAGUACGUACAUCGACUGGGGCAACACCUUUCUCUCUGGUAUACGGAAUGGAGGCAGUGCUACCUUUUGAAGUAGAAAUUCCAUCCCUACGAGUGUUAAUGGAGACCCAAUUGGAAGAGGCUGAAUGGAUUCAAGCUCGGUUUGACCAGCUCAACCUCAUUGAGGAGAAGAGGCUAACAGUAGUGUGUCACGGACAGUUAUACCAAAGAAGAAUGAAAAAAGCGUUCGACAAGAGGGUGCGCCCUAGAGAGAUCCAUGAAGGCGAGCUAGUCUUGAAGAAGAUCUUGCCCAUACAGAAGGAUCACAGGGGCAAGUGGACUCCAAAUUAUGAAGGCCCAUAUGUGGUGAGGAAAGCAUUUUCUGGUGGGGCACUAAUUCUCACAAGGAUGGAUGGGGAGGAGUUACCGUUACCGGUCAAUUCUGACGCGGUCAAGAAAUUUUAUGCAUGAUGAUUCCUUGAUAGGAUACGCUACUAGGGGAUACCGACAUUGUAUC
Messenger RNA from Vigna unguiculata (cowpea), 2971 nucleotides. NCBI's taxonomy places the organism in Eukaryota, Viridiplantae, Streptophyta, Magnoliopsida, Fabales, Fabaceae. The record is from RefSeq and is a predicted model, not a curated record.